Ogataea haglerorum is the source of this 1671-nucleotide messenger RNA. RefSeq lists its product as uncharacterized. NCBI's taxonomy places the organism in Eukaryota, Fungi, Ascomycota, Pichiomycetes, Pichiales, Pichiaceae. Gene Ontology annotation, biological process: mitochondrion organization; lipid homeostasis. The coding region runs from base 1 to 1671 and encodes 556 amino acids. The record is from RefSeq and is a predicted model, not a curated record. Gene Ontology annotation, cellular component: mitochondrial inner membrane. The transcript has a single exon.
AUGCUCCUGAGAAAUUUGAAAAUUCUGCGUAAGGGGUUGCGCUGGAACAGCACUGGGGCGCAAGCAGCCCGACCUAAAUCCAGGGCAUCGCCCUUGACGGGGCAUUAUGUCGGGUUCGGCCUUUUGGCAGUGACCAUGACUGGCCUUGUUUACAACGAUGACAUGCGACAGCGCACUGUGGAGACUUUUCUUAUCGCCGAGCGCGUGGGCGCUGUUGCGAUAGCCACCUCAAGAUGCUUCGCUAUGUAUCUGAGAACUCUCAACCGCGAAUACGACACCAAGGAGGAGUACUAUCAGGCACUCUCCAAAACCCACAAGCAGGCUGCAGAAACGACUCUGCAGGCUCUACGCAAAAACGGAGGAAUCUACAUCAAGCUGGGUCAGCAUAUCUCGGCUAUGUCCUACUUGCUCCCGCCAGAGUGGACCAACACAAUGAUUCCGCUGCAAUCUGAGUGUCCCGAGUCUUCUUUUGAGGAGAUGAAGGAAAUGUUUGAGCAUGACAUGAAUAUCUCGCUGGACGAUUAUUUCUCAGAAUUCGAGCCAAAACCCAUCGGAACCGCCUCGCUGGCACAAGUGCACAUUGCCACGUUGCGCGAAAACGGGCAGAAAGUGGCAGUCAAGCUCCAACACCCGUCGUUGGAGAGGUUUGUGCCUCUGGAUGUGGAGCUGACAGCGAUGGUUUUUGAUGCCAUGAAAAAAGUCUUUCCCGAAUACCCCCUGACCUGGCUUUCCGACGAGCUGCGCCAGUCCAUUUUCGUCGAGCUGGAUUUCCGCAACGAGGCAGAGAACGCCAAGAUCACCGCAGAUUACUUCAAAGACUACAAGUCGCUGACUGCGUUGCGCAUUCCGAACGUUCACGCUGCAAAGCGCCGAAUACUGAUCAUGGAAUACGUAUCAGGCACCAGGUUGGAUGACUUGGAUUAUCUGGACAAACACAACAUAUCACGGUCCGAUGUGUCCAGCUGUCUUUCGCACAUCUUCAAUAAUAUGAUAUUCCAGGCUGGCUUUGUCCAUUGCGAUCCGCACCAUGGAAACCUUGCCAUUCGAGCUCUUCCGAAAAGGCAGAACGGCCACAAUUUUGAAAUCGUCCUUUAUGAUCAUGGCCUGUACCGUAGAAUACCCUCUCAGAUGAAAGUUGACUACGCGCGGUUCUGGCUUGCCAUGAUUGAGAAAAAGCCAGACGAAAUGCAGAAAUACGGAAGGAGAUUUUCAAAGAUCGAGGACGAAUCGCUGUUCCCUGUGUUAGCUGCGGCUUUGACGGGCCGCGACUUUGAACAUGCGCUGAGCGGCAACAUCGCAACACCCAGGAGCCAGAAAGAGAUUGAGGUGAUGAAAAGAGCCCUGACCGACGAGGGUGUUUUGCUAGAUCUAAUGGCCCUUCUGGCAUCCGUUCCGCGAAUUGUGCUGCUCAUUAUUAAAACCAACGACUUGACUAGACACUUGGAUGAAGCAUUGCAAAACCCAUUGGGCCUGGAACGGACUUUCUUCAUAAUGGCUACCUAUUGUGCGAGGGCAGUGUACGCUGAUGAUACCGCGAGACUUCGCGAGAAAUGGUCCAUUUUCUCCGUCCAUCGACUUGUCGGCUCUCUCACUGCAUUGUGGAAUCUGUACAGCCGAAUCUUCCUUCUGACCUUUUACGACGUUGUGUUCUAUGUUCGUGAGCUGCUCUAA